AAAUGACAAAAUAUUAUUGAGAAAAGUGAUUAGGUACUUGCUCUGUGGAAAAGUGGAAGAUCUUUGUGCUUACAGGGAUUAUUGAAUUUUCUCAUAAAUAGAUAAUAGUUUAAGUCACGAUGGAGAAUAAAGAAGGUGUAGACCACUUAGUGUCAUUAAAAGUUAUGAGGCUUACAAAGCCAGCACUUAUAAGCCCCAAGAUUGUAACAUGCGACUUCAAGGAUUUACCGGGGAAUAUACUGAACAAUUAUUUAAAGGAUGAUGCUACAUCUGUUGUUCAAAUGGAAACUCUAGCUGCUGGACAAUUUCUGUUGCUGCCUCAAAGUUUUGGUAAUAUUUAUUUAGGUGAAACAUUUUCUUGUUAUGUUUGUGUCCAUAAUGAAACAAAUCAACCUGUUCAAAGCGUAUCUGUUAAAGCUGACUUACAAACUAGUUCUCAAAGGAUCCCUUUAGCAACCCAACAACAUCAAUCUCCUGUGAUGUUGGAUAUUGAUGAAACCUUAGGGGAUGUGAUUCACCAUGAAGUUAAAGACUUGGGCACACACAUUUUAGUUUGUGAAGUAACAUAUAUGUCCAAUUACAAUACUCUUGCUUCAUUCAGAAAAUUCUUCAAGUUUGAAGUUCUGAAGCCACUGGAUGUUAAAACUAAGUUUUAUAAUGCAGAAUCAGAUGAAGUUUUUCUUGAAGCUCAAGUGCAGAAUAUAACAUCUGGACCAAUUAUAUUGGAGCAGGUUUCCCUUGAUAGUUCACAACAGUUUGCAGUUAAAUCAUUAAAUGAAACAUCUGAUGGCAAGUCUGUAUUUGGUGAGGUUACUCUACUUCACCCUCAAGAGAGCUGCCAGUACCUGUAUUGCCUUUCACCAAAGCCUAACAUAGCUUCAGAUAUCAAACUUAUUGCUGCAGCAAAGAACAUUGGUAAAUUGGAUAUUGUGUGGAGGUCUAAUUUGGGAGAAAAGGGGAGGUUACAGACUAGUCAGCUUCAGAGGAUGACUCCAGAGUAUGGUGACAUACGGGUGACAUAUGAAAAUUUACCCAGCCAGAUCCCUAUAGAUGAACCAUUUAAUUUUAAAUGUAAAAUAGUGAAUGCCAGUGAGAGAACAUUGGACCUAAUUCUGAAGCUUCGUUCACAUCAAGACUCCAGUUUAAUUUGGUGUGGCAUUUCCAAUAGAAAAUUGGGGCCAUUAGAACCUGGAAAUAUAACAUUCAUUAAUUUGACUGCUUUACCUAUAAACACUGGUCUACAUAGCAUAACAGGAAUUUCUUUAAUGGAUCUGUUUUUGAAAAGAACCUAUGAUUAUGAUGAUAUGGCUUCUGUUUAUGUGUAUUAGAAUCAAAAUUCGGUAAAUAUUAGCCUAGUAUUAUUUGUAGAAAGUUAUCUAAUCAUUAUUAGUUGCUUUUAAAAGGAUAAGUCAGUUUUAUUUAGUAGGACUGCAACUGGAACUAUGAUAAGUGAAUUAUUAUUAUUGUGAAAUUAAUAAAAUUUUUAUUAUUUUAA
This is a messenger RNA of Colias croceus (clouded yellow), 1495 nucleotides long. Its product is annotated as trafficking protein particle complex subunit 13. Gene Ontology annotation, cellular component: TRAPPIII protein complex. Lineage: Eukaryota; Metazoa; Arthropoda; Insecta; Lepidoptera; Pieridae. Bases 120 to 1328 code for a protein of 402 amino acids. The transcript has a single exon. The record is from RefSeq and is a predicted model, not a curated record.